AUGGAGCACCAGAUGUUCAACGACCCGUUCACGAGCAGCAUGUCGUCACUGGAGGCGGAAAUCUUCUCCGGUGGCCACCACCACCCAGCGCCGUCCCUGCAGUGGCCGGGCCUAGACCACGACAUCCCGGCGGCACCGGCUGCCAACAACGCCACCUCAUCCGGCGGCCCGGGUUCCCACCGGAAGAUGAGCCACAGCGCGUACGAGCGCGACAGCCGCAAGCAGCUCAACGAGCAUUAUUCCAACCUUCGCUCCCUCCUCCCUGACGAUGAUCAUCACACUAGGAAGCUGAACAAUCCGACCAUUGUGUCGCGGGUGAUCAAGUACAUCCCGGAGCUGCAGAAGGAGGUAGACGGCCUGGAGAAGAAGAAGGAACAGCUGACGCGUGCCAGCUGCAGGCCGGGAGAUGACACGGCUCCGAUCGUCUCCGCCACCUGCCUCAACGACAGGGAAAUCAUGGUCCAGGUCAGCCUGCUGAACACCAUGGCUGGCGCUCUGCCCAUGUCCAAAUGCAUCAACGUGCUGGAGAAUCAAGGCCUCUGCCUCGUCAGCUCGUCCGCUUCCGCUUUUCAGAACAGGACCUUCUAUAGCCUUCAUCUUCAGAGAACCCAACGAACAAUGAGCAAAGAGUGCUCAGCAUUUUGUGACGAACUGGAGAACGCCGUGAAGCAAAAGGCGGGACUACAUCCACAUUACUAG
Triticum turgidum subsp. durum (durum wheat) is the source of this 699-nucleotide messenger RNA. Lineage: Eukaryota; Viridiplantae; Streptophyta; Magnoliopsida; Poales; Poaceae. The record is from the annotation of a GenBank genome assembly.